Messenger RNA from Pseudonaja textilis, 1824 nucleotides. The record is from RefSeq and is a predicted model, not a curated record. Lineage: Eukaryota; Metazoa; Chordata; Lepidosauria; Squamata; Elapidae.
AUGACUUUGCCAAGACAUUCCAGGGUGCCUUCUGUCCUCUUCACAGGAUGGACAAAAGAUGGAAUAGACUAUUACAAGAUCCUGGGGGUCACUCCAAAUGCCUCCUAUGAUGAUAUUAAAAUGGCCUACAGAAUGCAGCUGAAGAAGUGGCAUCCUGACAAAAACCCGGAUAACAAAAAAGAGGCUGAAGAGAAGUCAAAGGAGAUAAUGGAAGCAUACAAAGUGCUGUCAAAUGGUGUGCUGUCUGCUCAUGAGAAACCCAAGAACAGUAGCCCAAGAAAAGAGGAAUCCCACACAAAAUUGGAAAAACAGAGCAUUCAAGGAACCGAGUCCACUUCAGAGAAGGACAGCGGCUCCUGUUAUGAAUAUGAAGAUUCAACCUUUGAAUCUACCGAUGAGUCAUCCCAUUCAGAGGAUAAUCGCAGUCUUGAGUCUGAGGAGUCACGGAAUAAAUCAAACUCUGAGUCCAAUUCUGAAAUUAGUGAGUCCAGUGAAUUUAGUGCAGACUCAGAAUCCGAGUUUAACUCUUCAGAACCUUCCAAAUCUCUUCCUGUGCCUGUGCAGGAGAAAUCCCAGCCAAUGACAAAGCAAAAUACAUUAUCCAUCGAAGAAGCAGAUUUUCAGGCCAGGAAUGAUCUCAGGAGGCCCGACAGAAGAAAUGGAUUGCACACCGAGAUUAAAACAGGGUCUGGUGCGAAAAGCGAGCUGCGUACUCAGAACAGGAAGUUCAGCCGAGAGCCUCUUAGUGAGAAUAGUGAGAAUUGCAAUGGGAAGAGAAAGGCUCAGACAGAAAAAAGUAGGCUGUACAAAGAAAAAAUUAAACAGGAUGAAAACGUAGAGUUCCAGAUUGGGUUCCCAGAAUUAGAAACUGAAGAAUAUAGUGGGGAGAGAAAGAGACUUGCCAUUAAGAAAAAAGAGCAAAAUGAGAAAUUUGAACAUCACGGCAAGAAAAAGUUUCAGAAAGGGAAGACUGAUGGUCUUCCUGGAAAGCUGCAAAUGAAGAAACCUCCGGCACAGAAAAGCAGAUUUUGCCCCAAAGAGGAGCUGGACACCAGAACUGGCCAGCCAACUGGGCAGAAGCAAAGAUUUGACCAACCUGAUUCAUGUCCUGGGUAUAUGAGACCUACCAGAAAGUAUAUAAUUUCAUUGUCCCCACAAAAGGGAGCACAGAAUGGGAAGGCAGAUGUGCAAUCUCAAAAAAGUGAGCUGAAAGUUGGUAAGGCAAGACAUCCUCAAAAGAAAGAGAUUCAGACUAGGAGAAGCAAGUUGCACGCUGGGAAGAGCAAGGGGAACAUCCAGAAAAAUGAUUUGCAUGCUAUAAAGAACAGUGUGGAUGGCCAAAGAAGAGAACCACUGGCUGGGAAGAGCAAGAUAAAUGUUGGAAAAAGUGGGGGGCCUGAUGGGAGAGUGAAAAAAACAGUCCCCGAGGCCAGAGAGAGAGAUGUGGAGAACAGCAGACCUGCUUACACAUGGAAAGUACCAGCUACUGUCUGGUUUGGCCCAGCAGAAAAUGCAAGUGGCUUUCCAUUCGGCGGGAUGACUGAAUUACUGUAUGGCCAAACAGCUUUACCAGAUAAAAGAAAACCAUAUGGAACAAAUCCAACUUUGCAUAGUAACCAGGGGUCAAACAUCCAGGCAUGGAAUAGAAUAAACCAAUUACAUCUGAAGAAGAACUACCUUCCACACAUCGGUGUCUCAUUUCAGGAGAAGAAGAAUUGGUCACCGCAUAUAAACAACCCCACUGAAAUAUAUACAUCAGAUGUCUCCUCUUCCUGCCCAAGAUGUUCCCAGUGCUGGUGUAAGUGGUUUCACCAUAGUCUGUGA